Molecule: messenger RNA, 1315 nt
Organism: Ilex paraguariensis (yerba mate)
Lineage: Eukaryota; Viridiplantae; Streptophyta; Magnoliopsida; Aquifoliales; Aquifoliaceae
Source: the annotation of a GenBank genome assembly
CUCUCUCUUUCUGUGUAAAUUACUGAAUCUUCCCUUCUCUAUAAAACUCGAGUCUAUUUCUUUCUUCACUGGAAAUCUAACCCCCCAACUGUUUGUGUAAAACAACAGUUUCUACCUUUGAAGAUGGAAGCAAACUCUGGUGAUAAGGAAAGGGUAGAACUCAAUUCAAUUGAAAACAAAGUACAAGAAGAAGAGGAGGAGGAAGAAGAAGCAUUGUCACUUUGUGAUCUUCCGAUCACUGAAGAGAAUCAAGACAUAAAACAACAAGCUCAAUCUCAGGCCAUCGAAGCCAAGGAAGACUUCGAUUUCGGCUCGUUGGGUAGCUCUACUUUGACAGAAUUCCAAAUGUGUGCCGCCGAUGAGGUCUUCUUUCAAGGACAAAUUCUUCCCCUUCGUCACUCCGUGAGUUCCGAGAGCGGAUUGGCCGGACUCCGGACCGAGAGCCGGAAUCUUAGCCGGAACGUCUCAAGGUCUGAGUCUAUGGAUCGUUGUCAUUCAGGUGGGUCUACGACUGCCAGCAGCAGAAGUAGCAGUAUUCGAAGCCACAAUUCAUCAAGCAGUGGGUGUUCAUUAACUACAAAACCGAACAAACCCAGAAGAAUUCGAAACCAGUUUCAUUCACACCCAAGUCCAACACCCCAGAUUCGAUUUUCAAAUGCCCGGCAAGGAAAUCUCAGUCACCAGAAUCAAAACUCCACAAUUUGGAGAUUUCUCCGGUUGGGUUUGGUACAAACCCCAGAGAUGGCAUUACAAGAUCUCAAGGUUCGUAGCAACAAUUCAACCAAUAAUCAGAGUUUUGGUAGUCGUAAUAGCACUAACAGCACAAGUAGCAGUGUCGUCAGCGAAAGCAAGAACAAGACGAAAAUUGAAUUUAGCACUGAGAAUAAAAAGAAGCAACGGUUCUUCGAUCGAAAUGGCGCGUUAUUUGGCGGCUGCAAGUGUUCGUUUGAUGCAGUUGAAACUGUUCCUUCAAGAUCAAGUGCUUCCGUGAUUAAGAACAAUACUAGUAGUGUGAAUGAUUCAGAAGCAAAAGAAGAGCAAGCAACGAAGAAGACAACAAAGCAGGCCAUGUCACGUCAUCGAACAUUUGAAUGGUUAAAGCAGCUUUCCCUCGAAGGUACUCCUGAGGAAGCAUAGAUUCAAGGAGAGAGACAAUGCAGCGCAUGCAUGAUCUUAUCAUUGUUUUUUCAGCUAACUUUUUUGUUAUAUGCUUUUUGUUCUUCUUUGAAUUUGAAUUAAUUUAUUUGUUAGUAUUAGAUUGAAUCUGAGGCUCUGCAAUCUAGACCUUACACUUUCUCAUGCGGUUGAGUUAUAG